This is a messenger RNA of Neoarthrinium moseri, 2301 nucleotides long. RefSeq lists its product as uncharacterized. Gene Ontology annotation, molecular function: hydrolase activity. The transcript is spliced from 3 exons. Bases 1 to 2301 code for a protein of 766 amino acids. Lineage: Eukaryota; Fungi; Ascomycota; Sordariomycetes; Amphisphaeriales; Apiosporaceae. The record is from RefSeq and is a predicted model, not a curated record.
AUGGGCUCCUGUGGAGGUAGUCCCAUGGGUCCCAUGCCUCCCCCGGGUCCUGGCCCGUUUGCCAGCUUCACCAGUGUCCAAGAGGAACACCACGAGCCGCAGCAGCCGCAGCAGCAUCAUCAGCAGGUGCUGCCGCCGCCUCUCCCUCACCACCACCUGCGCCAGCCGCCUGCCCAUCUCAACCCUCAAUGGCGCUUCGGCAGCAGAGACGUCCGACUCGAGCUUACCGCUGGUGAUGCCAUGACUGACCCUUUUGCCCAGCAACCCCGUCAGCCUUACAACAGCCAAGGCUACCUGCCCAACGGAGCCAGCAACCCUCAGCCAGCUCCCGGCGCAACGCCUCUGCUCCCGAACCAAGGUCGUGUCCUCCAGACCGGCCCCAUUCGAAUUCUGUGCAUAGCCGACGUGCGAGGCAACCUCCGAUCUCUCAACGAACUCGCAAAGCAGGCACGCGCCGAUCACAUCAUCCACACCGGUGAUUUUGGCUUCUACGAUGACACCUCGUUAGAGCGGAUUGCGGAAAAGACCCUUAAGCAUGUCGCCCAAUACUCGCCCUUGAUUCCCGAGCCUGUCAAGAAGGCUAUUGCCGCCGGUGGCCAAGGCCCCGUCAAGCAGCGCUUCUCGGCCCCCGAGCUGCCUCUGUCGGAGCUGCCCAUGCUCAUCAGCGGCCAGGUCAAGCUCGACGUCCCCGUCUACACCGUCUGGGGUGCCUGUGAGGAUGUGCGCGUGCUCGAGCGAUUCCGGUCUGGCGAGUACAAGGUCCCCAACCUGCACAUCAUCGACGAGGCCCGAUCCAUGCUGCUGGAGCUCGGCGGCGUCAAGCUGCGUCUGCUCGGCCUAGGCGGUGCCGUCGUCAUGCACAAGCUGUUCGACAACGGCGAGGGCCGCACCACCAUCGCCGGCGGCCAGGGAACCAUGUGGACCACGCUGCUGCAGAUGGGAGAGCUGGUGGACACGGCUAACCGCGUCUACGACCCGACCGAGACCCGAGUCUUUGUCACGCACGCCUCCCCGGCCCGCGAGGGCAUCCUCAACCAGCUGUCGGUCAGCCUCAAGGCCGACUUCUCCAUCUCGGCUGGCCUGCACUUCCGUUACGGCAGCUCCUACAACGAGUUCAGCGUGAACCCCACCCUCGACCACUACCGCGGCAAGCUCGCCGCCUCCAAGGCCUCGUUCAACGACGUCUGGGAGACGGUCAAGGGUGAGGUGGAGCCCGCCAUCCAGCAGAACGAGGCGCAACAGAACCUGCUCAAGAACGCCCUCGGCCUCGUCGAGAAGAUGCCCACGACGGCAGCUGGCGGCAACCCCUUCGGCGGCCCCGUCGGCGGCUCGGCUGCUCUCGGCCAGGUCGACGAGAGCGCCUUCAAGAACAUGUGGAACUUCAACCUGGCCGAUGCCGCCUUUGGCUGGCUCGUGCUGGAGAUCCAGGACGGCCGCAUCGGCACCGAGAUGCGAGCCCAGGGCUUCAACUUCUCGCACCGUGGCGCCAAGCAGCAGCCCAUGGCACCCACGGUUGGCACCCCGUCGCCUGCCCCGGCUUCCAGCAGCGUGGCAGCAGCUCCUGCGCCUCCCACCGGGCCCCAGCGAAACGCCUCGGCCGCCCAGUCGAAGCCCGCAGCCAACGCCCCGAUCCAGCCGAAGCCGGCCACGCCCAAGCCCGGCACGUCUUCCCCCGCCCCUGGUGCGUCGGCCACCAAGGAGAACGACAAGCCGACCAACGGCACGGCCAGCGGCCCCGACACGGCCUCGUCGCCCGCACCCCGCGCGGCCACCGACAUUGUCGGCCUCUUCAUCAUGAACGUGCAGUCGGACGAGCAGGCGCGCGACAUCUUUGCCGAGGAGAGCAAGUCCAAGAUCACCAAGAUCGACAAGUGGGGCAGCACGUCCAACAACAAGGUGGCACACUUUGGCAGCGUCGAGGACCGCGACGCGGCCUUUGGCAGCCUGUCGGACGAGUACAAGGUGCGCGCAACCGAGGACCGAUCCAGACCGCUGGUCAAGAUCUUCCAGCCGCGCGAGACCAAGACGUUCCAGCGAGGCGGAGCGGGCCAGUGGGGCAGCAGCCGGGGCGACCGGGGCGGCCAGAGCGGCUAUCGCAGCGCCACGGACCGCGGAACUGCUAGCGGCGGCGAGAGCGGAACCGAGUCGGGACGCGGCGGACGAGGAGGUCGUGGCGGUCCUCGGGGGGGUCGUGGUGACCGUGGCGGACGGGGCCGAGGCGGUCGCGGCGGCGGCGUGAAGGGCGGCGAGGGCGGCAGCGCAUCUCCGGCACCGGCCUCGGCGACACCUGCGGAUUCGUAG